Molecule: messenger RNA, 8076 nt
Organism: Acanthochromis polyacanthus (spiny chromis)
Lineage: Eukaryota; Metazoa; Chordata; Actinopteri; Pomacentridae
Product: polypeptide N-acetylgalactosaminyltransferase 10-like
Exons: 11
Coding region: 257-2179 (640 amino acids)
Cellular component (GO): Golgi apparatus
Source: RefSeq, a predicted model, not a curated record
GCAGCCUGUGUUCGGUCCGUCGGUUCUCCCGGUUUCCUCCGGUGUUUCCUCCGGUGUUUCCUCCGCCGUCCGGGCUCCUUUAAGCUCGGGCUCCCGCCGGUGAACCGCCUCCUCUGCGCCCUCCAGCGGCAGCAGCAGCAGCCGCCGCGGAGCGUCACAGCUCCGGUGUCCGUCCCCUCCGCCGCACAGAAGUUGUCUCCUCCCGGUAAACGGCGGCCAGUCGGUGGGACUGAGAGCUCGUGUUGGUCCCGGAGCCAUGAGGCGGAAGGAGAAGCGGCUGCUGCAGCUGGCCGGGCUGCUCAUCGCGGCUCUGCUCUUCCUGCCCAACGUCGGUCUGUGGUCCCUGUACCGGGACCGGGUCUUCGACAACUCGCCGGACGCCGCGGACGCUCCGGACGGCAUCCCCCCGGUGCAGGGGUUCAACCGGAUCGGAAAAGACGCUCCAGUUGGACGAGACGGCAUCCGGAGGAAAGACUGGCACGAUUAUGAGGCGAUCAAAAGAGAUGCUUCUCGAUCCGGUAACGGUGAACAGGGGAAGCCGUUUCCUCUGACCGACGCUGACCGGGUGGAUCAGGCCUACAGAGAAAACGGAUUCAACAUCUACGUCAGCGACCGGAUCUCUCUGAACCGAUCCGUCCCUGAUAUCCGCCACCCAAACUGUAAACAGAAGUUGUACUCGGAGAAGCUUCCCAACACCAGCAUCAUCAUCCCGUUCCACAACGAGGGCUGGUCGUCGCUGCUCCGGACCGUCCACAGCAUCCUGAACCGCUCGCCUCCACAGCUCAUCGCCGAGGUCAUCCUGGUGGACGACUUCAGCGACAAAGAACACCUGAAGGCGGCGCUGGAGGAGUACAUGGUCCGGCUGCCGAAGGUUCGCAUCCUGAGGACCAAGAAGAGGGAAGGUCUGAUCAGGACUCGCCUGCUGGGAGCUGCUGCUGCUAAAGGAGAAGUCAUCACCUUCCUGGACUCCCACUGUGAAGCUAACGUCAACUGGCUGCCUCCACUGCUGGACCGAAUCGCCCAGAACAGGAAGACCAUCGUGUGUCCGAUGAUCGACGUCAUCGACCACGACAACUUCGGCUACGAGACGCAGGCGGGCGACGCCAUGCGAGGGGCGUUCGACUGGGAGAUGUACUACAAACGGAUCCCCAUCCCCACCGAGCUGCAGAAGGGCGACUCCAGCGAACCCUUCGAGUCUCCAGUGAUGGCUGGUGGACUGUUUGCCGUGGACAGGAAGUGGUUCUGGGAGCUGGGAGGAUACGACACGGGUCUGGAGAUCUGGGGAGGAGAGCAGUACGAGAUCUCCUUCAAGGUGUGGAUGUGCGGCGGUCGGAUGGAGGACAUCCCCUGCUCCAGAGUCGGACACAUCUACAGGAAGUACGUCCCUUAUAAAGUUCCUGGUGGAGUCAGCCUGGCCAGGAACCUGAAGCGCGUUGCAGAGGUUUGGAUGGACGAAUACGCCGAGUACGUCUACCAGCGUCGGCCCGAGUACCGCCACCUGUCGGCCGGAGACAUGACGGUCCAGAAGGAACUGAGGAACCGACUCAACUGCAAGAGCUUCAAGUGGUUCAUGAGCGAGGUGGCCUGGGAUCUGCCCAAACACUACCCACCGGUGGAACCUCCGGCUGCUGCCUGGGGAGAGAUCCGUAACGCCGGCAGCGGCAUGUGCAUGGAGAGCAAACACUUCGUAUCCGGGAGUCCGAUUCGCCUGGAGAGCUGCACGAAGGGAAGAGGAGAGGUGAGCUGGAGCCACGGACAGGUUUUCACGUUCGGCUGGAGAGAAGACGUCCGGGUGGGCGACCCCAUGCACACCAAGAAGGUUUGCUUCGAUGCCGUUUCCCACAGCAGCCCGGUGACGCUGUACGACUGCCACGGCAUGAGAGGAAACCAGCUGUGGCGCUACAGGAAGGUAGGGACAAGUUGGCUUAAUUUGCAUUUUUUUAAUCUCGUUCAGCGCACAAACAACAAAGCUGUUGAUGUGGAUGACGUGUCGUUCUCUGCCUUCGUCCUGCAGGAUAAGAGCUUGUACCAUCCGGUCAGUAACAGCUGCAUCGACAGCAGCCCCAACGAGCGACGGGUCUUCAUGAACACCUGCGAUCCUUCGUCUCCGAGCCAACAGUGGCUGUUUGAGCGAACCAACGCCACCGUGCUGGACCACUUCAACCGCAGAACCAACUGAGGAUUCGGCCGAGGCCUCUGCAGCAAGGAGGAGAUAAAGACAGACGAGGAUCUGCUGCUGCUGAGAUGGGAGGAGGUCCAGGUUUACUUGGCUCUGAUUAGUGACCUCCUCCUCUGGUUUUUGAUUGUUAAUCCAACAUUCCUCUUCAUUGUCCUUCAUCUGUUUCUCUCCAUCCUUUUCCAUCCGAGCUCCCUGAAGGCUUGAAGGAGUGAAUCCACUCUGAGAACCUUUCCCAACCCUCCCGGUCUGCAGGCACAAGCGAAUGUAGCUGCAGAUCUUCUCUAUUUUUCCCUUUUUUAUUCCUCGACGGAUUCAUCGAUGAGUCAUCCGCAGAUUUGUCACUGUGCCACGUUCUUCUUAGACUCCUCGGAGGCGAGUGUUAUCUAACGACGGUACGGUCAGGCCCAGUGUUUUGUGUCUUUCGAAAUCACAAAAAAUAAAGAAUCUCCGAGACGUUCGCCGGCGUCUCGUUCAGGAAUCCUCGUCUGUGGUCUGGUCUCACCGUCGGGUUUAUCAGCCGCCUCAUCCGGCCUCCCGUCGCUGCUCCCCGGCCUCGUCACGGUCGGCCGGUCGGGGGUCGCGUCACGGCCGGCCGGAUGACUGCCGGAGCCGCCUGAUUGGCCGGCUGCCGAGCUGACACAUCGCUUUAGCGGGAGGAGAGACGAAUGAGGGGGAUUACUGUGGAUAGGCUCGCCGAGGUAGCUCCAGGAUUGAGACGAAUGUGGGCGUUUAAAAUGCAUAAAGCACUUACGGAAUGAUAAACUUGAAUGAAAUCUCAGUGCCUUGUCGGAAAGGAGGGGGGAGCUGCGUGUUUAUAGGGAACAACUCACUGCAAAUCCAUCCUCAGUCUGUGGGAAUCCGGUGCAGGACACUGAAUGCACCGCCGGCUCUGGGACUCCCAUGAGGCUUUUCAAAGCAAAUGCUGGCUGUGAAUAGAGCUAAAGAGAACCUUUGUUUCCACCGUAGUCGCUCCCGCCUUCGAAGGUUUGUUUUAAUCACGAUGCUGUUAUGUUGUUGUUGUUUUUUUCUAAGCAUUCAAUCCAAAGUAAGGGGACAGGGAAGCGCUGUUGCUGUUUACUGAUUGUUUUUGUUGCCAUCCCCCUUUAGAAAUCCUCUUUUUUUGCCUUUUUUGUUUUGGUUCUUUGAUCUUCGCUUUCGAUGUUCCGCUCCGUCGCCUGCACUCCUUCUAUAAUCUGAUUUCUGUGAAGCAGAAAGACGUACGGUUUGGUUCGUUCCGAUCAUCAGAUCCAGGUUUUGUGCACCGGUUCGAGACAAAGAGAAACAAUUUGGACCUUUUUCCAAAUUCCACAUCUGCAAACAUCCAUUUCUCGCUUGUACCAUAAAUAGUUUACACAGAUGUUAAUCCAGCACUGAGGACAGGAAGCACUAAGUGAUGUUAGUUUAUCAGACGAGUCCAAAUACUUAUUCAGUGGUUUGUAGGUUCGAUGUCUGUAAUGUAGACAGAAAAAUCCACCAGCAAAUCACUGUUUUCUGAACUUGGAAACUGUGUUGUGACGUAUCCGAAGCCCCUUUCAGACGUGGGAUGUGACGUAUCAAACAGAACGAUGCACUAAAAAACUGCAUCUAAAUGAUGGACAUCUUCCCAACUUAGCCAGAAAACAAACAGCCUGGUUUAUUUAGGAAUCCCUAAACAUCAAAAAGUAUGCAAAUUCAGUAAAAUACAAAUCUUCCAACAGCUGUAAAGAAGCUCAGGACUCCACCUGGGAUCAUUUAUGAUCACAAUUAAUGAAGCUAUGUUGUUCCACAUGUGUAAAUGCAGCUGGAUCCUGCUGCUGUUUGAUGCUUCAGGUACUUAAUAAACUCCUGCAAACAGCUGGAAGCAACAAGCUAAACUUCAACGCUUGUUAUGUCAGUUAUUGGUGAGCGUGAUUAGUUUUUGAAAUAUCCAUAAAAAUGAACCUGAGACCAACAAUGUCACAUCUAAAGCAGUCAAUGGUAGCGAGCCGUAAUGUUUCAGACCCAGUAUUUGUGUUAAAAAGCUUUUCCCAAAACUAUUUACACAACUUUAUGUGUUAUGAGUUGAGAUGCAAAAUUUUGAUAAUUUGUUUACUGAUAACUGGCGUUGUUAUUGGUGAGUAAAAGAUUAAUUAUGACAUAAAUGUGGCAUACUUUAAGCAAUAGAAACUUCAGCUAAAGUCAACAGACACAUAGCAAGAGUCCUGACAUAUAAGAACAUUGUCCUAGUUGAUUCUGGCUCGUCUAAAACACGGGAUCUAUCAUCAGAGGUUAUUAAUCACCACAGAAGUCUUUGUCGUGGUGCCCGUUCCUCGCUAAACUCUUACAGUCUUUGUUUGCCAUGUCAGGGAUGCAAAUUUGGAAUGCUUUUUUUUUUUUUAUCUUCGAGUCCUAGUUAAUCCCAGAUUCGGUCUGUUUGAAGAUCAUUAAGUAUGAUAGAAAACUUAGUCAUGGUGCCCGUUGCUAGCUAAACUCCCACAGUGCUUACCAAGUUAAUCCCAGCUUGUCUCAAACACAUUAUAUCUGUUCAAAGGUCAUUAAGUGCCACAGAAGUCUUUGUCACGGUGCCCAUUGCCACCUAAACUCCCACAAUGUUCUCUGCUUGCCAACAACAGCUGUCCACAGUUGUCGUUUUUUUUUCCAGCUUGUCUCAAACACAUUAGCUGUGUUUGAAGGUCAUUAAGCGCCACAGAAGUCUUUGUCAUGGUGCCCAUUGCUAGCUAAACUCCCACAGUCUUUGCCAUGUUGGGAUGUAAAUUUGGAAUACUUUUUUUUUAGUCCUAGUUAAUCCCAGAUUAGGUCUGUUUGAGGGUCAUUAAGCAUGACAGAAGAUGUAGUCAUGGUGCCCGUUUCACGCUAAACUCAGACAAUGUUCUCUGCUUGCCAACAAGAACUGUCCACAGUUCGAGUGACUGGUUCCUCUGGUCGCUACAGUUUUAAACAGUAAGAGGCUCCACCUGGUGGAACAACCAGGUACUACAGCUGAUCUACGAUACAUUUUCUGACAUGCACGACCUUCUUUUGCUUCAUCGGUUAAUAUAUCAGUUAAUAUAGUUUUAGGCAGUUCAAUUAUGAACAGCAAAUUAAUCGGUUAAAACCAGGUUACUAGGUCGUCACACUGACAUGUUUAGAUGCCGUCGGAUUAACGGGAAUGUCUGAAAGGGGCUUCAGAUGUUUUAGUAGGAAACUGAAGUUGCAUAUUGUAGUGAAAAAGGCAAUUUGGUGCAACUUUUACCCCCACGUUCUCAUUAAUUCCUUUAAACUGUGAUUUGUCCAAUCAAUAAGACAGUCUCACACUUUAUGUUGUGCAGUUGUACAAUCAGUAGGCACUCGUGGAACAAAACCCCGACUUCUACCCUCCUAACAACAGAGCCUGUAGUUUUACAUUUAGUUUAGGUGCGUCUUUCCUCCUGACCUUGCAGCUUGGGCAUUGUCAGAUUGUUAAGAGGUGACAGGAAAUGCUGCUUCAGAUCGCUGAGUCACUGCUGUAGUCAGGUUAGCGCUACGCGACCCAACAGGACCAAACCCAACCAAACUUAUUUAAGACCUGAUUCCAGACUGGUUUCCUACUUUCCUUCUUUUCUUUGACCUACAAUCACUCCAAAAAAUACAGAUGAAAUCCUGUUUGGAUCCAUAGUGUGAUCUGGCUGUUUGUGUCGCGUUAUUGUGAAGGAUCUUUAAUGUAAACACUGUAUUUGUGGGUUUGUCAAGGGGCGGAUACACGAGGCAACAUUCUGGGGUGAAACUAACCACUGGUUGAAGAGUUAUAUUGUGUUACCUGCAGGAACGUCCACAGUUUAGACGUCUUAGUGGACAUCUUAGCAUCCUGUAGAACAAUGAAUAGUCAGAGGGGUCAGAAUCGAGUAAAUAACUGGCGAAAAGUUAACAAAUCAGGCUAAAAGUUAGUCAAUCAUUUUUUUAUCCACUGGUGUUCAAAGAAAGCGCAUUACACAUUUCUCAUGAUGGUUUGAGUAGAUUUCCAGAGAGAAAUAUAAAGUAAGUAUUUGCUUUGACCACCGUUCAUUGACAAUCACCUGAAAGGUCAAGAGGCUUACUGACGGUGACAAAAAUCGCAAAUUGAUCAUCAUUUUAGCCUUUUUUCAGGACUGAAUUUUGGCUUAACAGCAUGUUUAUCAAAUUGUUUAGCACCUGUAAUCUCCAAAACCCUGUUGACGUUUUGGUAAAUUAUGAAGCAAACAGGCAAAAUCAGCCGGUGAAGAUGGUGGAACAAGAACAACUUCUCAGGUGUUGGAUGGAGACCAAAGCAGAGCUAAAAGCAAUGACUCAAAUUUUUUCCUGAAAUUCCAGAAAGUUGUCCAAAAUUAUUGCAGAUUUGUCCAAAACUGUCUUUAAAAAGACUCAAAUGACUCAAAAUCUGCUCAAAAUUUGCCCAAAAUUACUUAAGAUGUGUAAAAUAAUCAAAAAUGUCCUAAAUGACUUGAAACUUGUGCAAAAUGACUCAAAUUAUGUUGAAAAUUAUUUUUAAAAAAUGUCCAAAAUUACUGAUUUUUCCUGAAAUUACAGAAAGUUGUUCAAAAUUAUUCCAGAACUGUUCAAAACAUCUUUCAAAAAAUUAAAUCUUGUCUUAAAGGACAAAAAGAUUGACUCAAAAUUUGACCAAAUUUACUUAAGAUGUAUAAAAUAAUCAAAAAUGUCCUAAAUGACUGGAAAGUUGUGCAAAAUUACUCAAACUGUGUUGAAAAUGAAAAAAAAAAAAAACAGAUCCAAAACUGUUCUAGAAUUGUCCAUCCCAAAAACUUAAAAUCUGUCUGUUCGUUGACUGUCACCUGAAAGGUUAAAGGGCUUACUGACGGUGACAAACAUCACAAGGUGAUCAGCAUUUUAGCCUAUUUUCAGACCUGAAUUUUGGUUUAACAGCAUAUUUACCAAAUUGUUUAGUCUUUCUAAUCUCCAAAACCCCGAUCAAGCUUUGGUAAAUUAUGAAGCAAAUGGGCAAAAUCAGCCGGUGAAGACGGUGGAACAAGAAAAACUUCUCCGGUGUUGGGUGGAGACCAAAGCAGAGCUAAAAGCAAACAAACAGAGACUUGUUUGCUGAUGGUUUCACAAGCUUGUUUUCCAACUUUCACCCAAGAAGUGGUGAAAAAACCAUCAGUUUGUGCAACUUGAAGUUGCAUUUUUCCAAACUAUGGGCCAUGACUUCUUGAGCCACCUCUUUAGUUUCAGUUAAUCCCCAAGAAACCGCAGUCACUUUAUUCUGAACUGAUUUGAGGAUAAAAUAAAGAAAUAAAACUGUUCUUCAGGGGGAAAAGAAAUCAGUCACUAAAUCAUCUUUUUGGGGACGUUUCCCAGCAUGUUGCCGACGGUAUCCUUGAAUCAUUGUCGAUUAAACUGAAUAAGCUUGUGAAGUAUGUUUUAUUUUUCCUUUCUCUCAUAUCAGAGGACAUUGUACCUUUCUGUUGCACAUGUUAAGUACGUUUUAUGACGUGAAACAGCAGCUUGGGUGGAGUUAAAAACCUCCUGGGUGACGGUUUACAUUUGCUUUAUUCCAGCUUUGGUCCACUGUGGUAAAGAAUUAAAAAAAUGAUAAAAUUCUCCAACUUAAAGCUAAAGUUUAGAAGAAUAUUAUUCCUUUGUUAUACAUAAAUACAUUUUUAAGUGACCCCAUGGUGUUAUGGUCGGACUACAAUCUGCAGAGCAAUGUGACUAAAUCUUAUUUUAUAAGAGCAAAAGGUUUCUACCGUCAGCGUCCAGCGUCGGCCCGUCACACAGCGGUGUGUGAAUUUUGAUGUGUAGGAAAGUGUACAUUUUGUAUCUCAAAAAAAAGAUCCGAUAUUUUUUUCUACUGACAUUGCAACUGUAAAAGUGUAUUUAGGUAUUUAACAAACUGUACAAUUAAACUGGAAUUGUAUGAUAUUUUUGCUGAAAUUGUAAAAUAAAAGGUUUCUAUAUUUGGAGGAAAA